This is a messenger RNA of Haliotis rubra (blacklip abalone), 2914 nucleotides long. Its product is annotated as A disintegrin and metalloproteinase with thrombospondin motifs 19-like. Lineage: Eukaryota; Metazoa; Mollusca; Gastropoda; Lepetellida; Haliotidae. Gene Ontology annotation, molecular function: metalloendopeptidase activity. The transcript is spliced from 17 exons. The coding region runs from base 271 to 2421 and encodes 716 amino acids. The record is from RefSeq and is a predicted model, not a curated record. Gene Ontology annotation, biological process: proteolysis.
CUUGUCUUGAGAAAUGCCGCGUCAUUCAGGUUAGAGGAACACCUGUAUAAAGAUUCACAAAAUAUCUGAAGAUGAAGUAAUGAAGGGGAUUGAGUGUCGGCCCCGGGAACAAUCUGUGUUCUAAUGUCACGCUCCCGUGCUCAAGAGCGGUUGUGUUAUCUAUCUUCACUCACUAUCACCCCAUACCCCACGGAGGACGGCUCGCGACCGACUCCCGCCAGCUGACGAACAGAACAAGCACUCACCAGGAAGUGAGCCGGACCGGACGCGAUGAAAGAACUGACCACUCUACCUGUACUCAUAUGUUUGUUUAUAUCACCUGUAUUACCUGCUGAAUCACAACAACCAGUCAGAGUCGUCCGCAUAUCCGUCCAGUCUACACUCAAGGAGAAACAACGUUCCUGUCACCUUGCAGAUGACCUUUACCUUCAAAUUCAAGGUGGCAACAUAUCGGUAAAUCUACAUCUGCGACAUGAGCCGCAUCAAGACACCAUUAUUCCAAUUCCUCUACUGGAGAGAAAAGCAAAUGGACAACUCGUCUCCACGUUUUGGCAACUGAUAACAACAAAAUGGAAAUCUUACGAAGAUGUCCAUCGAACCAGUUCCUUUGACGUCAGAUGCUCCAUGAUAGGAUCCAGACCAUUGUAUCGUAUAUCAGGGUUUCUAAUGGAUCGCGGCGAGCUUUAUAGUCUGAACCCGGCGUCAAGUGGUGCAUCCUACCGACACCUUCAUCAUCUAGUUCCGUUCGUUGGAGGCUCCAACACUAAAAAAAUAGAAUACAAUCAACAUCAUAGCCAUUCAUUACGGCACAGACGGCAAACAACCCCCGAGUACAAGAUUGACGUUUUAGUCAUAGUAGAUUAUCAGCUUUUUCAGCAUUGGCGCACGGUUGUAAAUCGAACAGCAACAAUAGAUCAGACGAAAGCAGCUAUAAAGACUUAUAUAGGGCUAGUUUUUAGAGGGGUGAACGUCCGCUUUGCCACAAUCUCAGCCUACAACAUAAAUGUCAGUAUUGUAGAUAUAAUCAUUUCUGAGACUGCAACAUCACCAACAGCCGAACUCACAAGUCAGUUUGCAAUGAGAAAUAAUGUAAAUGCCAACAGUACAUUGUACGCUUUGCGAAACUACGUGGCCUCGAAUCCACUUCCAGAGAAUGAUCACGUGAUGUUAUUUACCGGGUAUGACAUUCUGGGAACCGACAAUGGCGUCUUAUUCAAAUACACCAAAGGUCAGGCAUUUGUUGGGACGUUGUGUGAAGGUGGUCGCAGCGUCUCCGUCGUCGAGGACCAUGCAGGAUUCCAAAGUGUCCACUCGGCUACCCACGAGUUGGCACACAGUAUGAACGCCACCCAUGACGGGGACGACGAUCCCAGCUGUAGUUCCCGUGACCGCUACCUGAUGGCCGGGCAACCAGUCGAGCCUACAGAACUGACCAAAGCGAACCCAUGGCGCUUCUCAAGCUGCUCCAUGCAACAAAUGGCAAACUUCUUUGAAAACAAAUUGAAACAAGGCAGACAGUCGUGCUUGUUGAAUCAUACCCCAAGCGUCCCGACUGUAAACAGUCCGGCUCCAGGUCAACUGUUCAGUCCCGAUCAACAAUGUAAACACAUCGGUGGUCAAAUGUCUUACUACUGUAAGGGACCAUCAUUCAGCACCGUCAGCGACAUCUGUACCUCCAUGUUCUGCUACAAGAGUACUGGGAAUGAGAACCAGAUACGAUGUAAUGAACACCACGGUGCUGAUGGAACUUCCUGCGGCAACAAAAAGUGGUGCGAACAAGGGCGAUGUGUUGAAUCUGAAGAUGCGCCAGUUAAAGUUGAUGAUUGCGUGUUUGGUGACGAAACCGGCGUUACCGUGAACGGCAAACCGUGCAGAGCGGCGGUGGCGGAGACACCAUACGCCUGUUAUAGAAGUGACAUUCAGCAGCGUUGUUGUGGAUCCUGUGGGACAAUUCAGUCAACUUCACCAGGUUGCAAGUACGGAGACAAACUCCCCGGCUGCGUCACACGAGACUGUCACUCCAUCACCCCCAACGGUAACAUCUAUGACAACGACUGCUGUGGGACGUGCAACUUCAGCGUCAAUGCAUGGCAAUGUAGAGACGUCUCUACUGACGGCCUCGACUGCUCCAGCAUACAACCAUACGAGUGUUACAGACCUAGCAUUGCGUUCUCCUGCUGUUCAACGUGUGCAAGCCAUCGCAAUGUCGACAAAACUGGUUGCGAAUACGGUGACAAGCAACAACGAUGCGAUAUUUUAAGUAACUACGGUAAGGAAUGCAGCACCGACAGACAAGUACGAGAAAACUGUUGCCAAACUUGUUCACCGGAUGUCAAUUCUGCGCAUGUCAUGACGUCAUCAUUUGCGGCCAUAUUUUUACUUCUUAUAACCCGUUUAGUUCAUGCAUGCCAGUACGAUUAACAUAUUUGGCCGAUAAAUUUCAACAGUCAUACCUUGUUUUCACCCCUGGACCUGAUCCUCAAAACGAUCUCGGCGUUAAUCUGUUCGAAACUUCCAUACAUGCUUGUAAACAAUCAGCUGUUCUAUGAUCGCUUUGUGGAUCCCAGCUCAGUCCACACUUAAGGUCAGUACCGAAAGGUCAGGUUAAGAUCAUGACGUCUUUAUUAUCUGAUUCAUGGAUCAGAAAAAUGUGCCAAAUAUAUUAUAUUAAUGUACCUACAACUUUAAAAUCAAAGCUCAUGUUUGUUUGUUAUUCGUUGUUUAACGCCAUACUCCAGCUAUGGUCUAUCUCAACAUGUUGGUCUGUAAAUAAUCGAUCCCAGACCAGACAAUUCAGGGAUUAACAUCCUAGGUUUUCAUCCAUGGGUAUUCAUCACCCAGUCUGACCAUCCAAUUCAUUUUGUCGCCUCUUGCGGCAGCCAGCAUUUGUUGUUGGUGACCUAUAAUUUACCCA